Molecule: messenger RNA, 189 nt
Organism: Letharia columbiana
Lineage: Eukaryota; Fungi; Ascomycota; Lecanoromycetes; Lecanorales; Parmeliaceae
Exons: 2
Coding region: 1-189 (62 amino acids)
Source: RefSeq, a predicted model, not a curated record
AUGGAACUGUUUGCACAUCAGUACCGACUGCAAGAAUUGGAAGGGUGUGGGGAUUUUGCAACCAGGUUGGCUCGGCGACAGCCACAUUGCUCGAUGGAACUCAGCAAGAGGAGAUUUGGGCUGUGGUAUCUCAUGAAGAAAUUGACUCCAAGGAGGGCCACACAAGCAGCGAAUGGAUUUCCAAACUAA